Messenger RNA from Aplysia californica (California sea hare), 1078 nucleotides. RefSeq lists its product as uncharacterized. The record is from RefSeq and is a predicted model, not a curated record. NCBI's taxonomy places the organism in Eukaryota, Metazoa, Mollusca, Gastropoda, Aplysiida, Aplysiidae.
GGACUUGACUUGCACAAGGCGACAACUUUUCGUUUUCAGGUUUUACUGAGGUGUGACCGUUCAGAUCCUUGUUCGUGUGUUGUAGUUGAUGCAGUGGAUCUUGGUGAUUUUUUUGUUCUUGUGUGGCUAAGUUGUUUGAUUUGAACUAAUCUUCAUUUGGAAAUAUACUUGGUUUUUCGUUAUCGCUAUAAGCUCAAGUGCUUUUGUUGUUUCUGCUGCUUUUUGUGUUUUGUUUUUUAAAUUUUUAAUUUUUACUGCUUCUGCCGCUGGUACUGCUAAAGUACUGUUGUUGUUGCUUUUGUGUAAGCUCUUUGAAUGUAGCUUUCAUUGCAGUUUAAUAUGUUGCUGCUGGUGGUGGUAAUGGGUGUAGUUCUGAUGGUUAUUGAUUUUUUACGUCAUUGUUGCUGUUGUCAUCGUCGUCGUUGUUGUUUUUACUGCUGGUGCUGCAACUAUCAUUAUUAUUAUUAUUAGAUCUUUUGUCAUCAAUGAUUUUGUAUGUAUCUUCAUUUUUAGUAUUAUCAUCUGUAUUACUAUUGUCAUUAUUGUCAUGUUUAGACAAAGUUUAAAUUACGUCGCUUUUUUCAUCCAAAGUUAGUUCCCUCAGCUCUGCUCCUCAUCACCAUGGUAUCGGAAAUGGCGGUCUUGGCGUUGUUGGCCUUGACUGUCUCACAUGUCCACGCUCAUCUGUGUAUUCUGAACCCCCCACAGAGAUUACGGAACCCGGACACACUGUACGUAUCCUGUUACCAGCAAGAGCCCCCAUGCGGGAGAAUGUUCCCACAAGUUCCUGAUUCUAAUAUGGCGAAACUAGUGUCCGGGAGUGAGUUCAGUGUGGACUUGUAUCUUCCAAUCACACACUACCAAAAGUCCUCAAAGACAAAAAUAGAGAUCUUCAUGGCAAAAACGGGAACAAAUAACUAUAACAAAAUCUCCGAGCAGAUGGGAGGACCUGAAACUUACCAGCAGAUCAAUGUCACCUUACCAUCAGAGAACGGAAAAUAUCUGCUACAGGCCGUUUACAAGCCACCAGGGUACACAUUCUUCAGUUGUGCGGAUGUGGAGCUGACGUCUGACAAAG